Messenger RNA from Letharia columbiana, 162 nucleotides. RefSeq lists its product as uncharacterized. Lineage: Eukaryota; Fungi; Ascomycota; Lecanoromycetes; Lecanorales; Parmeliaceae. The record is from RefSeq and is a predicted model, not a curated record. The transcript has a single exon. Bases 1 to 162 code for a protein of 53 amino acids.
AUGACCGCCAUGCAGAGCAGCGAAUGGGUCCCGGGAUUUGAUCUCUUCGACAGCGAGACCAUGAAGAUCCCCGCAGGGACUCCACAACCAUCGGAAAAGUCGUUCUUUGUGGAUUUUGGUGGUGGCUGGGGCGUUGAUCGUCUCCAGCUACUACAGAAGUAG